UAAGGCUAUAACUUCAGGAUCGUCAUACUUCAAUGGAGGUUAAUUAAAAUUACUUGAGCCAAAAAUUAACGAAAGCUCUUGCAAAGAUGAAUGAAGCAGCACACACAUUGACCUUCCAAAUCAGAAAUAAAAACUGUAAACGUUUAGAUUAAAAAUGCGAAACUUUAAAUUUUAAAAACUAUCUCAAAUAAGGAUAAUUUUGGUCAGUUUUGCGUACAAUCCACGCCAACUGUGCGUAGCUAACCGUACAUAUUCCUGCUGUCAUCUUAGUUUCCAUCAUGGUGAUCGGAAGAGUUGUGUGACCUUACCCUUCCUAUCACAUUCAUUCUCAACAGCGUUAUUUCCAGCAGCUUCCAGAGCUAGCAAACGCCGAGCAGCUGGAACAUGACAUGUUGUUUAUGACAUUAAAAUGUAAACAAACACCUGCGCAACAAUGUGGAAUUUACCUGCGUAGAAAAGGUAUGGAGAUUGGGUGAUAGUAUAUUUGUUCGCGUGCUUCAAUAUCACACUCGAAAGAGUAGCGGCGAAUAGCGCACCUGUGUAACUGGCAGAUAGCAACGAUAACUAUACUCUACUUAAUGCAACACUGCAGUGCAAUUCAAAAUGUGCGUCACGUGGAAAACGGUCAUGUUUAUCGCCUCGCUCCUUUCAUGUAACGAAGCACUGUACGAUUGGCCGACCGAGGAAACGAGCAAAUCUAUCCUCAACUCCGGCUACAAGGAGUAUGAGUUCGAGCUAACGCAGACGAACAAUUUGUACCGUCAAGAUGUACUUCAAAAGUCGUGCCAGUACAACAUUACCGAUGAUAUGAUGGACCGGAUAGAGCAGCUGAAACAGAUUCCCACCGAUCAUCUUCUAAUUGAUCGUGAACACAAAUUUCUCUACUGCUACGUUCCGAAGGUCGCUUGCACCAACUGGAAGCGUGUUAUGAUGAUACUGAUUAACAAAUGGAACGGUACCGAUCCAUUACAAAUUCCCGCUGAUCUGGCACAUUCGGCCGGAAUGUUUGAAACGUUUCAAUCGUUAAGCGACGAAGACAAAAUUGCUGUGCUUGCCGAUUAUAAUCGCUUCAUUCUGGUUCGCCAUCCGUUCGAGAGACUGCUGUCAGCGUUUCGCAAUAAACUGGAGGGCAACUCAAAAAGUGCCAAAUACUUUCAGGCACGCAUCGGGAGAACCAUCAUAAAAUCAUUCCGGAUGCACGCCACAAACGAAUCGCUUAUAAAUGCGGAUGAUGUGCAGUUCAACGAGUUUGUGCAGUACUUACUUACGCCGGAUCUGAGCAAAAGCGGAAACAUGUCAUUCAAUGAGCACUGGGAACCCAUUUCGCACCUUUGCCAUCCCUGCUUGGUGCACUACAAUGUCAUAGGCAAAUACGAAACACUGAUGGAUGAUUCUUCUCUAGCACUGCAUCUGGCCGGUGCGGAAGGCUUGAGCUUUCCCGCGGUUUACAAAUCGUCCAGCACACGGGAACGGUUGAAGCACUACUUUAACGACAUUCCUACAGAAACCUUGAAGCGGUUGUAUUUACUUUACGAGGAGGAUUUUAAAAACUUUGAUUACAGUUUGGAGGAAAUAUUCGGCUAUGAGCUCGUUUAAGGGAUACAAUUAGCAUUUAGACAAUACUUACAGGUAAGUUGGCUCUCAUAAGUUGAUAGUAACAGAUUUUAGGGCAGUUGGUGUACUUAUUAACAGCAAACAAAACAGGGAAGUUACAGUGUUACGGUAUUAGGGUUGCAGGACAAUACAUGUGAUAUUAACAUUAAAUGUGCAAACUUUGUUGACAAUAUUUCAUACAGCAAUAAACAUUCUUAUUGAUAUUUGUGCAAGAAUUUGUAAA
Messenger RNA from Anopheles gambiae (African malaria mosquito), 1837 nucleotides. Its product is annotated as carbohydrate sulfotransferase 11. The transcript has 4 exons. Gene Ontology annotation, molecular function: sulfotransferase activity. Gene Ontology annotation, biological process: carbohydrate biosynthetic process. Bases 604 to 1596 code for a protein of 330 amino acids. NCBI's taxonomy places the organism in Eukaryota, Metazoa, Arthropoda, Insecta, Diptera, Culicidae. Gene Ontology annotation, cellular component: membrane. The record is from RefSeq and is a predicted model, not a curated record.